Molecule: messenger RNA, 1633 nt
Organism: Setaria italica (foxtail millet)
Lineage: Eukaryota; Viridiplantae; Streptophyta; Magnoliopsida; Poales; Poaceae
Product: aspartyl protease family protein At5g10770-like
Exons: 2
Coding region: 294-1439 (381 amino acids)
Biological process (GO): proteolysis
Molecular function (GO): aspartic-type endopeptidase activity
Source: RefSeq, a predicted model, not a curated record
CUGACCAGUAGUGAGUGUUUGCCUGACCGGCGAUGCCGCUCCGGCCGUCCGGCGUCCCCUCCUCGCUCCUCGCCGUCCAGCGCGCUGUCCGUCGUCUAUGAGAUGGCCGGCCAGCGCCUGCGGCUUACCCUUCAGUGCAGCCAGUCGGCGGGCCCAAACACCGGCGGCGGCACCCACGCAGUUCGAUUUCCCCCAAAUCUGGUGGGCUCUGUGGACGCGUGCUGUCUCCACCGUUCAGUCGAUUGCUGAGCCUUGGUACUAAUCUGAAUAGUGAUGGAGCCUUUCAGUUCCCUAUGUUCCACAUAAAUCAUCCAUUGUUACCUUCAUGGACCCAGUCUGCAAAUAUGCAAGACACCACUAUCAUAAGGGGCGACAACCUGCAGGAAAAUGUAUUCUUUGUGGCCAUCAGCCUUGGGACACCAGCUGUUCUUAAUCUUGUCACUAUUGACACCGGUUCCUCUCUCUCCUGGGUUCAGUGUCGACACUGUGACACGCGUUGCUAUUGGCAAACCGGAAAGGCUGGACCAACAUUCAACCCCCUGAAGUCCUCAACUUACCGGAAUGUCAAUUGCUCAACUGAGGUCUGCCAUGCCAUGCACAAGAUCUCUGGUCUUUUUUCUGGCUGUGUCGAUGGCAAAGAUGCUUGCCUCUACAGAAUACGAUAUGCACUGGGAGAGUACUCAGUCGGGUACUUAGUCAAAGACAAGCUCACUCUUCCUAACAACUACACUAUUGAUGAUUUCAUCUUUGGUUGCGGUGCGGGUAAUCUAUACAGUGGAUCUAACACAGGUAUCAUUGGUUUUGGGAAUGAAAGUUACUCAUUUUUCAACCAGGUAGCUCGGCAGACAAACUAUAGAGCAUUUUCUUACUGCCUUCCUAGUGAUCAUGAGAACGAAGGGUUUCUGUCAAUUGGACCAUAUGUUCGAGAUGAAAAACUUAAGUUGACUAGAUUGUUUAGUUAUGGUCAUUUACCAUUCUAUGCUAUUCAACAGCUUGGCAUGAUGGUCAAUGGGAUCAGACUUGAAGUUGAUCCCCGUAUCUAUAGUACUGCGAUGACAAUUGUUGAUACUGGCACUACUGAUACAUAUAUUUUGUCUCCUUUGUUUCAUGCGCUUGACAAGGAAGUGACAACAGCAAUGCUAGCUAAGGGAUAUGCACGGGGAAGUCUGAAGGACAAGAUUUGCUUCGUUACCUCUGGUGAGCCAAUAGAUUGGAACGACCUACCUACUAUAGAGAUGGAAUUUGGAAUGUCUACCCUGCUGCUACGUAUGGGAAAUGUGUUUUAUGUGAACUCAGACAAUGAUAUAUGCUUGACAUUUCGGCCAGAUGAUGCCGGUGUAAAAGGGGCUCAAGUUUUGGGGAAUAGAGCAAUGAGGUCAUUUAGGGUUGUUUAUGAUAUCCAAGAUAGGAUCUUUGGCUUUGAAGCCGGUGCAUGUUGAUGGAUGGAAAGUGAAUAUUACCACAAAAGUUUAGUACCUUGUGCUUCAGGUUAUUGAAAUUGUUGCGGUUAUUGUCCGUUGUAAAGGUGCAGGAUUUCUCUAAUUUGGUGCUUGACGCUUUAUUAAUUUUCGGUCUUGAAACUUUCUGGUUAGACUGUUAAAUUGUUUCAGCUACUAUCUACUCAUGAUAUGGC